Messenger RNA from Aspergillus vadensis CBS 113365, 567 nucleotides. RefSeq lists its product as uncharacterized. The record is from RefSeq and is a predicted model, not a curated record. The transcript has a single exon. The coding region runs from base 1 to 567 and encodes 188 amino acids. Lineage: Eukaryota; Fungi; Ascomycota; Eurotiomycetes; Eurotiales; Aspergillaceae.
AUGAAGGUUUCCAUUGCCCUUGUGCCCCUCCUUGCUGGGCUCGGAAUGGCUGGCCCCAUGCGCAAGAGAGAAGAGUAUGUUACCGGAGUUGCAGGCGUCGCGGACGUUGCGAACAGCAUCAACGGUGCUAAGGUUGCGAACGUUGCUGAUGUCGCUGAUCUCACUGAUCUCACUGGUCUUACCGACCUCACCGAUCUCACCGACCUCACUGAUCUCACUGGUCUUACCGACCUCACCGAUCUCACCGACCUCACUGAUCUCACUGAUCUCACUGAUGUCGCUGAUGUCGCUGAUGUUGCUGAUGUCGUCAACAGCAUCAACCGUGCUCGCAGUAACGAUAUUGCUGAUGUCGCUGAUCUUACUGAUCUUACCGACCUCACCGACCUCACCGACCUCACUGACCUCACUGACCUCACUGACCUCACUGAUCUCACCGAUGUCGCUGAUGUUGCUGAUGUCGCCAACAGCAUCAACCGUGCUCGCAGUAAUGAUGUUGCCGACGUCGCUGGUGUUGCUGGCGUUGCCAAUGUUGCUGAUGUUGCUGACGUCGCCGACGUUGCCAACUAG